GUCGGAUCACCGAACCCGCGGACAAAGCUUCUGGGAUCAACUCACUGGUCUGCCCCAUCAAGAUUCCCUCAUCCAUGAUCACAUCAUCAAUUCUCGGCGAGGAAUGCGUUUGGAUAAAACCAUUCAUCAGUCAUUCGGCCACCCUGUCACAGAUACCACCAAACCUGGAUAUCAGGUGACGUGCCCCGAGGAUUUUGAACCAGAAGAUCAACGAAUGGAGGAAUUGGAGCAACUUUUCGACCAGUGGAACGAUCCUACUUUGACUUUCGCCCAGCGCAUGAGAAAUGGAGAAACAAUGUCUCCUGGUUUUGCCCUUUUGGUCAGGAAAGGAGAAGAUGGACAGCCGUGUCAUAUCAUGUUUAUUUCCAAUCCGGUCUUGACCAAGCCAGAUGUAAUGGAACCCAAUACUUUUGGAGCUCCGGCUCCCUUUGGGGAAAUUGUCAAUAAUGAUAUUGCGCAAAAGAAGACUAUCAUUGAAAAUUGGUUCAAUGCCGUUAAGGCCAGCCCUGCAAGUUUUGCGGUACCCGUGGUGGAUGCUCUGCCGUUUUGGUCCUGCUUUCCCACUGAGCAUGACCCAGUCGACGCCCGUGUUUUGGAUGUGGCCUUACUAGCUCCAUUCCAAGAACAAAUGGAUCGUUUCCUUCGGAGCCACUUGAUGCAACUCAUAUACAGAAGUGGAUCCUUACCUACGUCGACUCUUGGGUUCAAGAUGCGUGCUUGGGUCAGGAUGCAUAAUAUGCGCCUGGCGGAGUCUUAUCCUACUGCCUUGGGUAUUACGUUACCACCUGAGUGUCAGGCCUUUGUCAACUACCUCUUCCCUUUUGAGGAUGAAGACAAGGGAUGGGAUGGUCGUAUCCCUAAAUGGUACAAGACGCUUGAUUUAGAUUCGGGAACUGAGGUUCCGGACUCGUACUUGCAAUACACCCCUCGCCCGCUGCCGUCGUCUGCCCAAGAUCCUGACGAUUAUGUUACACAGAGGUUGACAGUGCCUCCAGUAGCACCUCCUGCCGCUUUGCAACCGAUGGAUGAUGAUCUGGCGGAAUUCCUUCAGGCUACCAAGCGACACAAGCCCAAUUCCCGUCGAUCACCGGUCCAUCCGCCAGUUACCCCCGCUCCAGAAGACUCUUUUGUCUUGACGGAGGAAGGAAACUUCGAAGAUGGACAUGGUACUAAUUAUGUUCCCCAUGAUGAUCCAGGCGGGAUGCAACCCCGUACUGAUGGACAAGUACUGCCAGCGGUGACACCGUCUCCUUCGACAUAUCGCCCACUGGAUCAUGUCGCUCCGAGCCACACUUCUUUUCCGUCGUCUCGUGACCAACAUCCAGAUUCCAGUUGUUUCAGAAAUCCUUCAAGGGGCAAUCCGUUUGCUGGUGUUAUGAACGGUACGAACAUACCACUCCAGUCGCCAGCCCAAGGUAUGCCUCAUGAUGGGAUCCACGAUUCGACAUGGAAUUCUCCGUUUCAACAAGGUCCUCGUGUCAGAAUUGAUUCUACCCCUCGUGGUCCGUCGCCUUUCGCUGGUCAUUGUCCCACGACGUCACCGGCAAUGGGGUUACCCACACCGGUGCACCACCACCAGAUGUUUCCCGCCUCCCCAGGGCUGCCUAUGCAUCACAUGUAUCCACAUUCGCAUAUGCCGAUGUCUUACCAACCAGGGUAUGAUGGUACGAUGUAUCCGAUGAGUCAUUAUCCGACCCACCCAACAUUCCAUACCAAUAAGCCGAAUUCUCGGUCCAAAUAUACCCCCAUGCGUUCGGCAAGUAUUAAUUCGGAAAUGGAACGUCGCUGUUGUCCUCCAGAGUUGAAAGCGAUUGGAUAUUGGUUGGUGCAUCCACUUCCUCCUACUGUGGGCGUGGUUCGUACCUCCCUUGGUGAUCGAGCGGCAACCGAUGUGCUCCAAUUUGGAUUACCAACCGCGAUUGGACGAAGAUGUCUGGAAGGUUUUGAUUACAAAAACGAUGGUCAAGUUGCAGUGAAUAUCGUUUGCACUGCUCUUGAGUACCGUAUCAAACACCAAUUUGGAUCUUUUUCGCAAGUUGGAGAACUUCAGCGUGACCUACGGUCUGUGAUGAACAGUGACUUUGUCAAAAGCAGUUAUAAUAUUGCUACUUGGGGAGUGGAUCCUGACAAUGCUCCACCUCCAGGAACAUCUAAACGAUUUUCUUUGUUGGCGUUCCUUCCGUGCGUUUUGGCAAAUCUUUCUUCUGAAUAUCUCCCACGUGACGGUCUUACAUGGCAGCAGAUGAAAGAAUUU
Cylindrotheca closterium is the source of this 2254-nucleotide messenger RNA. The record is from the annotation of a GenBank genome assembly. NCBI's taxonomy places the organism in Eukaryota, Bacillariophyta, Bacillariophyceae, Bacillariales, Bacillariaceae.